AUGUCGACCCCCCGUGCCCGUCGUUCCCACGCCGGAUGCUGGACAUGCAAGGCAAAGCGCCGCAAGUGUGACAGUGCCCGCCCGACUUGCCGAGUCUGCAGCCAACAUGGAAUACCAUGCGAAGGAUAUGAAGUACGUCUGCGCUGGGGAUCCGGCAUUGCCUCGCGCGGUCACUUUACCGGCGCCGAGGCCCCAGUAGAUACGUCCAUUCCUCCGAGGGUUCCUGGAAGGAGGAGAGACCGGAAUCGAGGGAGGCGGAGGGAAGAGGAAGGGGAGACGCAGGCACAGGCGGCCGAGGGCUCUUCAUCUCAGGACUCCCAUGAAGACUUAGCCCAGCCAUACUCGAUUUGUCGAGUCCGGGACAUAGUACAGAUAAGGAAUGGCUUUUUCAAGAAUGUGGGCAUAUGCCACGCGGCAGACGACUGCACAGCAUGCCAGAAUGUGGCUGAUCAUGUAGUUCUAUCAUCUGGCAUCAAUACCCUGCACUCAACGACAGUCCACGACGAACAAACCCUGCUGAAACCACGCCUUCCAGUACUAUGCCAACAAUCCGAGGCACUGUAUACAAUAUGCAUCGCUCUACAAGCGUCGCUGAGCCGAGAACCAACUGCUCGUUCCCUGGAAUACCUCGACAUCGGCCUGAAUAAAUUCCGCGCUGAACUUUCUACAAGCGAGCACCAUCUAGAAGAUGGGACAUUGACGGCUGGGUUACUCUUGUGUACGAUUGGGGUUAUGCAUGGCAUUCCAUGGACGAUGCACCUUCGAGGGAUGUACAGCAUUCUUCGCAUGCAUGACGUCGAAGGCGCACACCACCAAGAACGAAGUGCAUUCCGCGCGCAUCUCUUCGAGGUAAUGGGCAUUAUGGACCUGCCCACAUUUUCAAUUGGUCGCCAGCAUUCCCAGCUCGGAUUCUGGAAAGAGUAUUGCUGCAAGGGAGACCGCACCCCCGGGAUCGAAACCGGGGUUGAGGUAGUAACUGGCUUGCCGAGGUCUCUGGUGACGAUAUUUGCGUUCAUUGGUGAAGGGUCUACAGAAACAGACUUUUGGGACUGGUCUGGUGCCCAGGGGACCUUUACCCAGUGUCAGCUGUGGGAGGCGUAUCGACUCGCUGGGGUGUUGGUAGUUCGCCAUGGGGGACCUGGCUUCCCACGCCCUUCAAACAGAGAAGCCAUGAAUCCGGCCAUGCAAAGCGGCGCCAGCCUCACCUCCACCACAGUCAUAGUUCUGCGACUGCUGAGCUGUGUGGAUGCCGUAUGUCGCGGCUCUCUCGAUCCAGAAUGCUGGGACACGCUCAUCAUCAAUGCCAUUUCGUACCCGGUCUCUAUCGCCGGACUGCAGAGUGACGUUUUGCAAAAGGAUCCGAUAUUGAAGGAAUUCAUACGGAAGUCUCUGCGUUUCACCACUGAAGGGCCGUUUUUGAAUAGGCAGUAUGGCCUUCUCCUGGACUUGCUGGAAGAAUACUGGGCGUACCCGGUUGGGACGGUUGAUAUUGAUCGGCUUGCGCGGACGAGGGGCGUGGAGUUGGGGUUGUUCUAG
This is a messenger RNA of Aspergillus puulaauensis, 1536 nucleotides long. Its product is annotated as Zn(II)2Cys6 transcription factor. The coding region runs from base 1 to 1536 and encodes 511 amino acids. Gene Ontology annotation, molecular function: DNA-binding transcription factor activity, RNA polymerase II-specific; transcription cis-regulatory region binding; zinc ion binding. The transcript has 4 exons. The record is from RefSeq and is a predicted model, not a curated record. Gene Ontology annotation, biological process: positive regulation of transcription by RNA polymerase II. NCBI's taxonomy places the organism in Eukaryota, Fungi, Ascomycota, Eurotiomycetes, Eurotiales, Aspergillaceae. Gene Ontology annotation, cellular component: nucleus.